AUGGACGAAGUAGUGCAUGCUGCUCAGGAGGUGAGGAUGGAUUGGGAUCGGACGGUUGAUCAACUCAAAGAACAUGUCAAAGCAAUUGAGAAAUGUGGAGGCUCAGGGAAAGGAACGGAGGAAGCUAAUACCCUCCCUAGAUUGAAUGGUGCUGCUCGGGAUGGCCUGGCUCAGCUCAGGUCGUUGCAGUUCAAGCUUGAUCUUCUUGCCCAGCAGCUGCCCACUGAAGAAGAAGUGCAAAUCGCUCUGUCAAUCUUGGACUAUUGGAAGGAGCAACAUGAAAGGUUUGAUCCCUCCCCUUCUUCUCGUUCUGCUGCUUUCUUUCGGGUAAUUGACUGCUAAAAUUUUCCCCUUCUCUCUGAAUUAAGGGUUUAAUUUUUAAUAUGUCUAUUAAUUUAUGAUACAUAUUUACUUAUUUCCAUGUUUCUAGUUUGAGAGUCAGUCUGAGGAAUGCCAAUCUUCAAGCGAAAGCAAAUAUUCGGAAAGCUGCCCAAGCAGAGGUGAGGAUAAUUGUAGAUAAGGAUUCGAUCUAAGUAGGGUUGCAAUUGCAUAUCCCGGUGGUUUUAUAAGAGCUUGGUAUUUAAUAUUUGCAAUUACUGAAGGUAUGUGAACUUGGAAAGGUUGCUUUUUUAUUCCAUUUUACAGUUCAGGCGAUGGAAAAUACGUGGUGGAUUCCCUAGAAAAUUUACUUGAACUCGAUGGAUUGUGUGCAUUAUUUUUUCCUCUUUUAGGUUUUCCCUUUUUGUUGAUUUUUUUCAUUUUUUCUUUCUGUAUCGAUCACUUAACAGAUUUUCGUUUUCCACAUGCAGAGAGAGCUUCUUCUAGGAGGUGGGGAAGAGUCUACUAUCCGAAGGCGAAACUUGCAGUAUGCGACUCAUCCUAUUUUUAUAUGAAUUAUGGACUGAAAUUUCAACGCUAAACCUUUUUGUCAGUGAAGAAUCAGAGAACAACAUAAAUUGUACUCGAGCUGGUUAUUGCGAGCUCAUUUCGGUUUUGGGUUUGUCCAAGAACCAUACUUUUCAGAAAACCUAUUGCUGCUCUGAAACAUUUCCAUAAAAUAUAAGAAAAUGUUAGAAUUAUGUAUGACUGGUCGCUAUGGACCAAUGUUCCAUACUUUCUCAACGGAGGACCCCUGUUUCUUUCUUUCUCUAUUUUCUUCCUCACCUCGUUCAAAACGAAGCAAACGGCCAGAAAGCUUGUUCCAUCUGGGGUGGAACAGCAGUGGCAGGCUCCUCCUUUGUCUUGCUUUCCCCUGAUUGUCAGUAUAGCAGCAAUCCCCGUGUCUUCUUCCCUGCUUGCUUCUCCUCAUGUGUUGAUACGGCUUGUUGAAAGGCAUGCUGUCAAUGCCGCGAUAGUAGUUCAUACUCUUCUUGCUUCUUUUAUUUAGAGAGAGAUUUUCUGCUCUGUGCAGUGGACUUUGCCGCAGCUUUCCCCAUAUCCAAAUUCCCUGUCUCCCUCUGUUUCUCCAUUCAUUUGUCUGUUUAAUACGUUUGAUGUAAAUUUCAAUCAAGAACAAACAGCCUCGUAGAUGCAUUGAAUUUAUCUGGGCCAACCCCUUUUCCUGGUUCUAUCCCUACUCUAGUUUUUAAACCAUCAGUUUGCCCGCCGUCUAUAAAGUAAACUGCAAUGUGUUGUUAUAUCACCUUCACCCAAAAAAAAAAAAAAAAUCAUCGUAGGAACGCAUUUACUUGAAAGUAUUGUUGUAUCAUUUGCUUGCAUUAUUUAAAUUUCCUAGUCGCAUUGAAAAAAAGUCACAAAGUACAAUAUUUCGUCGAUUGAAAAGUAUUCAAAGAAGACGCCCCUGUCAUCUGCAUGUUUUGACAAGGUAAUUACAGUAUCUAUGUUUGGGUUCUCAGUCAAACAUCUCUACUAUCCCCAGGACAAAGGUUGGGAUGACGGCUGCUGCAGAGGGCAUCACGGAGAGCCUUCGCCGCUCUCGACAGUUGAUGGUCCAGGUAAUGUGGUGUAUCAGCUUCGCAAUUUGAACGUUGACCAGUUUUGUUCUUAAUUUUUAGCGUUGAAAACUAUGAUUUUGACCGCUGUUCAUACCGAUUCGAAAUCUGGCGCAUCUUUCCAGGAGGUGGAAAGGGGUACGAGUACGUUGAUGACUUUUGGUAUGUUCUUACUUUGCAAUGAGUCCUCUCUCUCUCUCUCUCUCUCUCUCUCUCUCUCUCUCUCUCUCUCUCUCUCUAGGCGAACCCACCCUUCAGCUCUGUGCGUCAACCCUCUCCAUGGAUCCAAAUCCCUUCGCCAAGAUAGCCCGGCUCAUCCUGUAUUUUGAUCCGAGAUCAUAGAAGAAUCCAUUUGUUAAGAUUUCGUUUCUUGAUUUUAGAGGAAUCUACGAGUGUGCUGAAGAAGGCAGAGAGCGAAUACAAAGGGCAUCGCUCUCUGCUGAUGCGGACUCGGAAUCUUCUCACCACAAUGCAACGUCAGGAUGUCCUGGACAGGUCAAGAACCCUAAUCCUUCGAGCUCGCCCGGAUAGUACCUUCCUCUUUUUUCUUCUUUUUUUUUUCUGACAGAGGAGUUCUUCCUGCUGCUGAGACAGGGUGAUCCUCGCGGUGGGGUUUCUGUUAUUCUCUGCAGCCGUUCUCUACGUCGUCUCCAAGCGGAUCGGGCUGCUCAAGCUGCAGAGGAAGGUGACCGCCGCCGUUAAGGCCGGCGCGGUGGGACCCGAAGGAAUGCGAGACGCCGGCGCCGGGAGGGAUCUUCUUCCUCGCGAGGAAAUUCCUGCCCCCAACAUGCACGACGAGCUCUGA
Messenger RNA from Spirodela intermedia, 2757 nucleotides. NCBI's taxonomy places the organism in Eukaryota, Viridiplantae, Streptophyta, Magnoliopsida, Alismatales, Araceae. The record is from the annotation of a GenBank genome assembly.